Rhodofomes roseus is the source of this 213-nucleotide messenger RNA. RefSeq lists its product as uncharacterized. Gene Ontology annotation, biological process: multicellular organism development. NCBI's taxonomy places the organism in Eukaryota, Fungi, Basidiomycota, Agaricomycetes, Polyporales, Fomitopsidaceae. The record is from RefSeq and is a predicted model, not a curated record. The transcript has 3 exons. Bases 1 to 213 code for a protein of 70 amino acids.
AUGGUCGCAAAGGCUGCGCCUGCUGAGGUCGAUAAAAAGACCACAGCUGCUCGGAAGAAGAAAGGCUCCGCGGGUGGUAGGAAGAAGCUCACCGAGUUCAACAAGUUCAUGCAGACCGAGGUUGCUCGGCUGAAGGAGCAAGACCCGAACAUGCCCCACAAAGAAAGGUUCAAGCUGGUAAUCGAGAACUGGAACAAGCAGAAGGGCAAAUAG